Molecule: messenger RNA, 1039 nt
Organism: Raphanus sativus (radish)
Lineage: Eukaryota; Viridiplantae; Streptophyta; Magnoliopsida; Brassicales; Brassicaceae
Product: psbP domain-containing protein 2, chloroplastic
Exons: 3
Coding region: 87-809 (240 amino acids)
Biological process (GO): photosynthesis
Cellular component (GO): extrinsic component of membrane; photosystem II oxygen evolving complex; photosystem II
Molecular function (GO): calcium ion binding
Source: RefSeq, a predicted model, not a curated record
UAAUAUAGAAUUUAAUCUUUUUAGGUUGUCCUCUAAAAAAAAUUGGGAAUAACGGCAAAAAUGUGAUAAGGAGAAGGAAAGCAAAAAUGUGGUCGUCAAGCUUCUUAGCUGCUACCCAUUUAUCUUCUCCUCCCAAGCUUUCUCCACUGUCAUCUUCUUCCUCCUCUUAUCAUCACAAGAUCCAAACCUUCCUCUGUUUUACUCAAAAUCCUUCGUCCACUUUUGGCGUUAGUUUCAGCAAGAGACACUUGAAUCUCUCGAUUCUCACGCUCUUGCUCAAUGGUGGGUUCUUGUUGGAUAAGGCUAAAUCCAUGGAAGAGUCGGGAGAUCUUCAAAGAUACACUGAUUUGAAAGAUGGCUUCACGCUUCUUGUACCCUCUUCUUGGACUAAGGUGGAGAAAGCAGGAGCCAAUGUUCUGUUUGAAGAACCAGAGAAACGAAGCAACAAUAUUGGAGUUGUGGUUAGUCCUGUCCGAAUAAAGAGUCUUGAAGACUUUGGUACUCCUCAAUUUGUAGCUGAUAAUCUCAUCAACGCAGAGAAGCGAAAGGAAAGCACAAAGGAAGCAGAAAUUGUAUCAGUAGGAAAGAGAUUAGGACAAGGACAAGGACAAGUGUAUGAAUUUGAGUAUAAAAUUGACAGCACGAGAGGAGGGAUCAAACGGGUUUUCUCAGCUGCGUUUGUGAGCUCUGAGAAGCUUUAUAUACUGAACGUUGUUCAUUCAGACAGUCCAGAGAAUCCACUGGAUUCAAGCACGAGAGUGUUGUUGGAACAAGUUCUUCACUCCUUUGAUGCUCUGCCUCUCACAUAAACUCGCCAUCCAAAUAAUAGUAUCUUUCUUGCAAGGCUCAUUUGGUAUUUCUGGGCUUAUUCUUGAGAGCAAUCUAUUAAAGCCCAACAAGUUUCAGGUUUCUUUUAUUACGAAUAAUGUGACGGGACUAGUCGAACACUUUUUUUUUAGUUGAACACUUAUUUCUUUCUCAUCUUUAUGUAAUGUAUUUGAUUGAGAGCAACAAUUAAAAUGUCAGUUCCAUAAAACUA